Molecule: messenger RNA, 3606 nt
Organism: Hemiscyllium ocellatum (epaulette shark)
Lineage: Eukaryota; Metazoa; Chordata; Chondrichthyes; Orectolobiformes; Hemiscylliidae
Exons: 3
Coding region: 537-1514 (325 amino acids)
Source: RefSeq, a predicted model, not a curated record
AGUCUUCAAGUCAGAAUAAGGGUUUGCACAUCUAAGGCAGAGAUGCGGAAGAAUUUCUUCUCUCAGAGAGGAGUGAAUCUGAAGAAUUGUUUACCACAUAGGGCUGUGGAGGAUGGCUAGCUAAGUAUGUUCAAGGCCGAGCUAAAUUUAUAAUCACUAAGAGAAUCAAGGGCUGUGGAGAGAUAGAAGCAAAGUGGAGUUGAGGAUUAUUACAUCACCCAUAAUCUCAUUGAAUGGUAAAGCUGUCUCCACGGGCAGAAGGGCCUAUAUCUGCUGCUACGAGCUACGGUUUUGUUGAUUAGGAAUGAAGUAAAAUUAAAGGUGCCUAUCGGGCAAGCUGUGAUACCACCCCAUUCUGACCGUAAAGGAAUUAUUCUAAAUGCAGAUGCGAUCGAAAUGUAGCAGUUCACUAAUUUGAGCAGCCUCAGAAACUUCUGGGUGGGGCGUCUCCGAUCUGGUCAUCAGCUGUUCGCGUUGGCUGCUGCUGAGCUCGCCGUAUCCCCAGUUUAACUUUUUUGGCAGUAAUCACCGUUACAAUGCCAGGAAAACCUUCAAAAUUCCUUCGGUUCCUGCAAAACAACGAUACAGGGACUUCAGCUGUAUUUUGGACAGGAGGUAUUGUCAUGCUUUAUCAACUGAAGGAGACCUUCGGAAGGCAAAUUCCAUGCCCAUGUAUGUCUGCAGCCACAAAUGUUCAGUAUGUUUGGAUGUUCUUCUCGCUGCCUGCAAUAAUGUUGUUUGUCUUUGGUGUGCUGCUCCAGUGUGAACAACGGAAAUGCCCAGAGUCAGAAGGCUAUUGGAGGAAAGAGUGGAACUGGCGAAAUUUCUGUUGUUUCAAUUCCUUCCAGGCAUGGAAGCGUGAGUGUUGUUCGACGAAGUUGGCCAAGGUCAUUCUUGUCAUUUUCUGCAAAGCACUCAGCCUAUCACUAAUAUGGAUCGGUCUGUUGUUUCUCGAUGGUAAUUAUUAUGCCUGUUCUAUGAUAAUGAAGAAUGCGAAAGUGAACAGUACAAUAUGCGCCAAACUCACCUGCGAACGGAAUCCCAGAUUCUUUUUACAUGAGUACGGUCGUCUUUGUGAUCAUUCGCUGGUGAUCGGUAUCAGUUUGCACUGCAUGUUGGUGCUUUUGGCCGCAUUGAUUUUAUUCUACUACAUUUGCAAAGCUGAUGACACAAAGCCUCAAACCGAAUAUCAGCACAAAUAUCAAUUCAAGUAUAUUAAAGAGAAUAACGAACUGAUUAUGCAGCCAUUGGAAAAUGGAAUGUCUGAGGCUAUACAAACAGGCAGUGAGAACAUGAAGAAAUUAAUCUCAACCAUUAUUGAUGUUGUAUUUGAGAUUCAUCAAAAUAACUAUGUGACGUACAUGUCUGGCCAGGAAAUGCAGUCAAGUCUGAGCAGUGACAGAGAGAAGAUAAUACCAAGACUGCCAUUGCUUACCACUAUCUCAAUCAAGACUGCUUCAGACAAAAAUGAAUCCAUCAUUGAAGUGCACUACAGUGAGAGAGAAUAUGACUGAAGGGCAUCAACAGAAAGAUGAAGGAUCUCAAAAUAAAACUUAGAAAUAAAAUGUGAUGGUAAGUUAGCUGUACCUACCAUUACCAGGAGUUCAUACAAGUGCACAAUUCAGAAAAGACAACUUACAAUACCAAAGUCGGGAGUAUUGUGAAAUGGAAAAUCAAUUCAGAAACAAACAUAAAGUGAAUUAGGAACUAUCAAGGUUACUUCAAAAAAUUAAGACUUGUUAAAAAAAUAGUCAGAGAAUCUAAUUAAUUACAGUUUCUUUAACGAUUAGACCAAACAGAAGUAUCAAAUGACUCUGCUUGAGCAUAAUAAUAAUAAAUCAUUUUAGUGAUAUUCCUAAAGCAGCUAAGAAAUACUUUGACCCACAAAUGAAAGGGCUGUUAGCAUACAAUGGGAACUAUUUUGAAUUUUUUGUCUGAACCAGGCGUGGAAGAAUCUGUGGAAAAAACAAAAAUAGAGUUAAUGCUUCAGAAUGAUGACCUUUUAAUUUAGAACUUUUCAGAUGUAUUAGAUCUUAAACAAAUUUAGAGCGAAGAAAAGGUGGGCAUGGGAGAUGAGAACAAAGAGAUGAGAGGGUGAAAUGGAGUUUUUGAGUAGUAGAGUUUUUUUUUAAUUUCCAAGACAUUUAAGUAGAAGUGUGAUAAAAAGGGUUGAGGUUAAUUAUGAGCCAAAGUACGCAAAAGCAGGGGGAAUACCUGGGGAGGUACCUGUCUUUACUGAUGAAGAUAUCAAUUGAAUCUUAGUGAAAGAGUGGAGAUAUUGGAUGAGUUGAAAAUGGAUAAAACACAAGAUUGGAUGAUAUUCAUCCAAGGGGCUGACUUGCUGUCUUAAUGCUUAGCACUGCUGCCUCGCAGUGCCAGGACCUGUCUUUGAUUCCACCUUUGGGCAACUGUCUGUGUGAAGAUUUCAUGUUCUUCCAUCUCUGCGUGGCAUUUCCUCCGGAUGCUCUGGUUGACUUCCACAUUCCAAAUUUCUGCUCGCUAGGUGUUUUUACCAAGUUAAAUUGUCCGUGAUGUCCAUACACACACAGGUUAGGUGGAUCAUCCAUGGUGUAUGUUAGGUUACAGGGAUAGGGCAGUGGGGUAAGCUUGGAUGGGAUGCCAUUUGCAGGGGUCAGUGUGGACUUGAUGGUUUAAAUGUCCUGCUUCCGCACUGUAAGGAUUCUACGGACAAGAAUUUUAAAGAACGGGUCAGUAAAAUGAAAUAUGCAAAGAGCUGAAGAAGGCGACUAUUUAUGCAGAUGUCUGAGAUACUCUUUCAGGUUUGAAACAAUGAUGAAGCGGCAAUGAUGGAAACAAAUGAAGUUCAAAAUGUGAAAACUUAGAAAUUUUCAAAAACAGAACGGCGUCUCUUCUCUUGAAGGAGUUUUGAAUUAUAAAUGUUGGAAAUAGAAAAUUGUCUGAAAGCCUCACAAUAGUCUAAUUUUACAAAUUAAAGCAGACAGUAAACCCGGUGAGAAUUUUUUAAGAUUAGAUUAUUUACAGUGUGGAAACAAGCCCUUCAGCCCAACAAGUCCACACUAACCCUCCGAGACCACCCACCCAGAUACAUUCUCCUCCUGACUAAUGCACCUAACUCCGUGAGCAAUUUAGCGUGGCAAAUUCACCUGACCUGCAUAUCUUUGGAGUGUGGGGGGAAUCCAGAACCUCCCAAGGAAACCCGCCCAGACAAAGCAAGAAUGUGCAACCGCCACACAGACAGUCACCCGAGAUGGGAAUUGAACGUGGGUCUUCUGGCGCUGUGAGACUACAGUGCCAACCGCUGAACCAUCGCCACAAUUUGACAGUUUGUGAUGAUCAUGAUGGGCUCGAAAAUUUAAUUGGACAAUGGGGGAAUUACUAUGUGGAUUGCGUGUGGUAAGAUAAUUUUUAGGAUCAUAACAUGUUGAUGAUGAUGGGGGACAUUGGUUGUAAUUGGGUUGGAGUGGUGGGAGGUGGCAUGGUGAGUAGAUGGGUAUCUGAGGUAAUUUCAAGGUGUAACUUUUUAUUUUGUGGCUGUCAUUUUUGAGUUGAAGAUGAAACGUUAAGUGUGAGAAGAAUGGAAAACCCAAUUAAAAACCUAAUAAACAGUUGCCUGUCAAAAACAGA